ACCCACACAGCUCACAUGGUUAGUGUCAGUGUGAGCUGUGGAUCAGGAAACAUGUCAGAGAAACUCAAAGGCAACAUUUUAGUGACGGGGGCCAACCGAGGCAUCGGGCUGGCGCUGGUCAAACAGCUGGGAGAGACCCCCGGAGUGGAGGGUCACAUCUACGCCUGCUGCCGGGACCCCCAAGGGCCGGGGGCUCAGGCCCUGAGAGACCUCUCCACUCAGUGUCCUGGGAAGAUCACUGUGGUCAAGCUAGAUGUAUCAGAUGUGGACAGCAUCUCCUCUGCGGUCCAGACAGUGAGCAGGAGCAUCGGGGCCGGGGGGCUGAACCUCCUCAUCAACAACGCUGCCAUCAACAGACCCGAGAUCCCCGCCCCCCUCUCUGCCUGCGGGAAGAAGGACAUGAUGGAGGCGUACGAAACAAAUGUGGUCGGGCCGUUUCUCCUCGUGAAGAUGCUGCUCCCGCUCCUCCAGAAGGCUGCAGAGAUGGACUCUACUGUGAAGGGUGAUAAGAUGUCCUGCAGCAGGUCGGCCGUCGUCAACAUCUCUACGCUCAUCUCGUCCAUAGAGAAAUGUCCAGAAACAUUCCCCAUCGCACAGAUGUACCCUUACAGGACCAGCAAGGCCGCGCUGAACAUGCUGACUCGCUGUCUAGCUGAGGAUUUCAGGAGACACAACAUCCUGGUGACGGCGGUCCACCCCGGAUGGGUGCGCACGGCGAUGGGGGGGGAAGAGGCUCCUCUGACCCCCCAGGACAGUGUGGGGGGGAUGCUCAGUAUCAUGACAACACUCAGCAACAAACACUCUGGGAUGCUCCUGGACUGGGAGGGCAACAAAAUCCCCUGGUAGCAGUCACCAUGACAACCACCGUAUAAAAGAUGGAGUCACAUCUGAAAUCAACCUGUAUCUUAUAGGCCUGUGUACUAUUACCUGUCAGAAAUAAAGUCAACUGAACUUAAUAAAACUGAAGAAUAAGCGUA
Molecule: messenger RNA, 977 nt
Organism: Trematomus bernacchii (emerald rockcod)
Lineage: Eukaryota; Metazoa; Chordata; Actinopteri; Perciformes; Nototheniidae
Exons: 7
Coding region: 16-846 (276 amino acids)
Source: RefSeq, a predicted model, not a curated record